Messenger RNA from Exserohilum turcica Et28A, 1065 nucleotides. RefSeq lists its product as uncharacterized. Lineage: Eukaryota; Fungi; Ascomycota; Dothideomycetes; Pleosporales; Pleosporaceae. The record is from RefSeq and is a predicted model, not a curated record. The coding region runs from base 1 to 1065 and encodes 354 amino acids. Gene Ontology annotation, biological process: mycotoxin biosynthetic process. The transcript has 6 exons.
AUGGCAUAUACUCGACUAUCUGAGUCGUCGUCGUUGGAAGAAGAAGAAGCAUCAAAGUAUGACAAGCAUAGGCCGUCUCCUGCGCAGCUACCACGCAACAUCACGCGGCUGGUAUCGUAUAAAAAUCUUUUUGGUACUUGUCUUGGUCUUUGGAUCAUCACGGCCGUCACGCUUGCAUGGGUGCUUGUGCACGGGUCCCGAGAGCAGCAUUCCUCGAACCAUGCUGUGGGCUCGUUUUCGUUUGCUCUAGUGCCGUCUCGGAUUGUGACGUUCGGAUCCAACUCUGAUUUUCACUUCACGGCCAAGGACGCGGGCGAGUCUGCGUGGAUGUCGUUGAUGCCCAACGACGGCGGAAUCGUCUCGAUCCCAGAUCCAGCCAAACACCAGCUUCCCGUGAGCUACAAGGACCGGAACGCGUCCAACGCAGAGGUGUAUUCCAUGUCCAUGUUCCAUCAGCUGCACUGUCUGGUGAAGAACUCGAUUAGGAUGUUGCUGGGAGAGUUCGCAGGCCUCAUCACUAACAGUAGUGCUGGUGGUGGCCAACUGGAGCCGAGGAAUAUUUUCGCGCCAGAGUCGCAUGUCGAUCACUGCUUUGACUAUCUUCGGCAGGCUAUCAUGUGUGCAGGUGACCUGUCGCUCGAGCAUUCUGUCGUGCCGGAUGAGUUUGGGUUUAACGGCUGGGGCACGGCGCAUGCGUGCGCAGACUGGGGCGCCAUGUGGGAGCUCGCCGUGGAGCAUCGCUACGAGCAGCAGCAGCAGCAGCAGAAAAAGCUAUACUGUCUUGUGGUCAACAAGCACUCCGACAGAUCACCACAAUCACCAACCUUGAGCAUCCACUCGGCCAUCUCAUUCACCGGCACCAUGAAGUUGGCUACUCUCGCUCUUCCUCUUGCUACCCUCCUCUCCGUCGCCAGUGCUGGCCCGGCGCCUGCUUCCAACCUCAUCAGUUACCCCGCUGAGCACAGCAUUGCCAUGGUCAAGCGUGCUCACCUCGAGGCUCGAUGCAACGUUGGGUGCCCUUGCAGUUGGUGCGGCAUGACCAUUUGCUGCGAGUGCGAGUGCUAG